AUGAUCGUCGGUUCUAAAUCGACACCUCGCCAUACAAAUCAGAUUGGUAUGCGUUUUCUAGAGUUUUUCUCGUUUGUUACAUCACCAUUGCACGCUCGAAGGAUUCGUUCGUUCCAUCAUUCAGUUGCGUGAUUUCAAAGCCGCAGGGAUCUUCGCGGGAUGUCGUCCUUCGUGAAAGAACAGUGCAUCCUGCUGUGCUUGCUGUGGUAUCUGAUCGCGCAACAUCGCGUUCUUGCGGAUGAUAACAACCCUUAUCAUUUCUCUUUCAACAUCGUUGAUUUUCAGCACAGAUUCGAAGAAAAAGAUGCGGAAGGACUUAUUAACGGGGAAUACGGUUUCAUUACGGCUGAUGGCGUCUAUCACGAGACUGGAUAUGCCACGGAUAAAAAUGGCGAUUUUAUUAUCACCAAGCAGAGACACCGAAAGAUAACAAGUUUAAAGGAUGCGCAAGAAAUAUUCAAGGAUAGACCGGAAGCGGCGAAGAAAUUAAUAGAAGCUGUGCUAAAGGCUUGCAGUGGUUGUAAAAUCCCAAUGGAUAUUCAACCGAAACCUGCAAAUACAGUCACGGAAUCGCCGCUGCAGAAAAAAAUGGAUCCGAUAUUGAAGCAAAUGAUGAAGACAUUGACGCAAAACGUAACACCUGCCAUCGAGAAAAAACAGCCACCGAAGGACACCAUGAAAAGCAUGUUGCGAGCUGCGAAGAAGCUAUUGUCCGAAGAAGAUAAUCAGAAUAAAGUAAGCGAUCGAGAACUAGAAAGGAUGGCGAACGAUCUUUAUUAUCGGUUUAAUUAUACAAUAACGACGCAUGGACACCACGAAGAUGGUUAUCGAAACGGAAGAAAAGACGGUAGCUAUCAAUCGCGAGAUGAAAACGGUGUUGACACGCAGGUGAAAUAUAUAUCCAAUGAAUUCGGGCAUCAACCCAACAUAACAUUCACUACGCAGACGAAUGCGACCGAUGAGAAACAUGCUUUCAAAGGAUACUUAUUUCGUUGGUACCGACCGUAAACGUGAUUUCAUACAUAAUGUGGAUUUUAUUAUGACUAAAGUUUAUUACAAAAUGUACUAACAUUUAUUUCAA
Messenger RNA from Nylanderia fulva, 1081 nucleotides. RefSeq names its product lethal (3) malignant blood neoplasm. Lineage: Eukaryota; Metazoa; Arthropoda; Insecta; Hymenoptera; Formicidae. The record is from RefSeq and is a predicted model, not a curated record. Gene Ontology annotation, molecular function: structural constituent of chitin-based larval cuticle. Gene Ontology annotation, cellular component: chitin-based extracellular matrix.